CACAGAAAGAUGACUUCGAUAUUCGCUUAACAUUCCAACCCUCAAACAGCCCGGACAUGAAUGUUUUAGAUCUUGGUUUUUUUAGAGCACUUCAAUCCUUACAAUAUCAAGAGGCUUCACGUAAUGUGGAUGAGCUGAUUUUUGCUACUCAGAAGGCUUUCAAUGAGAUCUCAAUAGAAAGUCUUGGCAAUGUCUUUUUGACACUUCAACUUUGCAUGAUUGAAGUCAUGAAAAAGCUUGGAGGGAAUAACUAUAAGGUGCCACACAUUAACAAGCAAAGAUUAGAGCGAGAGGGGAUAUUGCCUACAACUAUUUCAUGUGAUUUGGAUGUUCUGA
Messenger RNA from Cuscuta epithymum, 336 nucleotides. The record is from the annotation of a GenBank genome assembly. Lineage: Eukaryota; Viridiplantae; Streptophyta; Magnoliopsida; Solanales; Convolvulaceae.